This is a messenger RNA of Phodopus roborovskii (desert hamster), 3466 nucleotides long. RefSeq names its product glutamate metabotropic receptor 7 (gene Grm7). NCBI's taxonomy places the organism in Eukaryota, Metazoa, Chordata, Mammalia, Rodentia, Cricetidae. Gene Ontology annotation, cellular component: membrane. The record is from RefSeq and is a predicted model, not a curated record. Gene Ontology annotation, biological process: G protein-coupled glutamate receptor signaling pathway; regulation of synaptic transmission, glutamatergic. Gene Ontology annotation, molecular function: group III metabotropic glutamate receptor activity.
GCGUACAGAACUCCCCGGGCUUCCCCCAAAGGAGCUCACCUCGAGAAGCCCCGACCUGGGAGAGCCCACCAGCAUUCCCUCCAGGGCAGCCGCCGCCGCCACCGCAGCAGCAUCCGGAGGAGAGGCAUGGUCCAGCUGGGGAAGCUGCUCCGCGUCCUGACUUUGAUGAAGUUCCCCUGCUGCGUGCUGGAGGUGCUCCUGUGCGUGCUGGCGGCGGCGGCGCGCGGCCAGGAGAUGUACGCCCCGCACUCGAUCCGGAUCGAGGGGGACGUCACCCUUGGGGGGCUGUUCCCAGUGCACGCCAAGGGUCCCAGUGGAGUGCCCUGCGGUGACAUCAAGAGGGAGAACGGGAUCCACAGGCUGGAAGCUAUGCUUUAUGCCCUAGACCAAAUUAACAGCGAUCCCAACCUGCUGCCCAACGUUACGUUAGGCGCGCGGAUCCUGGACACUUGUUCCAGGGACACUUAUGCGCUCGAACAGUCGCUCACUUUCGUCCAGGCGCUCAUCCAGAAGGACACCUCCGACGUGCGCUGCACCAACGGCGAGCCCCCGGUUUUCGUCAAGCCAGAGAAAGUAGUUGGAGUGAUUGGGGCUUCGGGGAGCUCCGUCUCCAUCAUGGUAGCCAACAUCUUGAGGCUUUUCCAGAUACCUCAGAUUAGUUAUGCGUCCACAGCUCCUGAGCUCAGUGAUGAUCGGCGCUAUGACUUCUUCUCUCGAGUGGUCCCACCUGAUUCCUUUCAAGCUCAGGCCAUGGUAGACAUUGUAAAGGCCUUGGGCUGGAAUUAUGUGUCUACUCUUGCAUCUGAAGGAAGCUACGGAGAGAAAGGUGUGGAGUCCUUCACACAGAUUUCCAAAGAGGCAGGUGGGCUCUGCAUUGCCCAGUCCGUGAGAAUACCCCAAGAGCGCAAAGACAGGACCAUUGACUUUGAUAGAAUUAUCAAACAGCUCUUGGACACCCCCAACUCCAGGGCCGUCGUGAUUUUUGCCAACGAUGAGGAUAUAAAGCAGAUCCUAGCAGCAGCCAAAAGAGCUGACCAAGUGGGCCAUUUUCUCUGGGUGGGGUCAGACAGCUGGGGAUCCAAAAUCAACCCACUGCAUCAACAUGAAGAUAUUGCAGAAGGAGCCAUCACCAUCCAGCCUAAGAGAGCAACAGUGGAAGGGUUUGAUGCUUACUUCACAUCCCGCACACUUGAGAACAACAGGAGAAAUGUCUGGUUUGCUGAAUACUGGGAAGAAAACUUCAACUGCAAGUUGACAAUUAGUGGGUCCAAAAAAGAAGACACAGAUCGCAAAUGCACAGGACAGGAGCGAAUUGGAAAAGACUCCAAUUAUGAGCAGGAGGGUAAAGUUCAGUUUGUGAUUGAUGCUGUCUACGCCAUGGCGCAUGCCCUUCAUCACAUGAAUAAGGAUCUGUGUGCUGAUUCGGGAGUAUGCCCAGAGAUGGAGCAAGCAGGGGGAAAGAAGUUGUUGAAGUAUAUCCGCAAUGUUAAUUUCAAUGGUAGUGCUGGCACCCCAGUGAUGUUUAACAAAAAUGGGGAUGCCCCUGGGCGGUAUGAUAUCUUCCAGUACCAGACAACAAACACCUCCAACCCUGGUUAUCGUCUCAUUGGGCAGUGGACAGAUGAACUUCAGCUCAAUAUAGAAGACAUGCAAUGGGGCAAAGGAGUUCGGGAGAUCCCAUCCUCUGUAUGCACAUUGCCUUGCAAACCUGGACAGAGGAAGAAGACACAGAAGGGAACCCCUUGUUGCUGGACCUGUGAGCCCUGUGACGGAUACCAAUAUCAGUUUGACGAGAUGACAUGUCAACAUUGUCCCUAUGACCAGAGGCCCAAUGAGAAUCGAACUGGCUGUCAGAACAUCCCCAUCAUCAAACUGGAGUGGCACUCUCCCUGGGCUGUCAUUCCUGUCUUCCUGGCAAUGUUGGGGAUCAUUGCCACCAUCUUUGUCAUGGCCACUUUCAUCCGCUACAAUGACACACCUAUUGUCCGGGCUUCUGGGCGAGAACUCAGCUACGUUUUAUUGACUGGCAUCUUUCUCUGCUACAUCAUAACCUUCUUAAUGAUUGCCAAACCAGAUGUGGCAGUGUGUUCUUUCCGGCGUGUAUUCUUGGGCUUGGGCAUGUGCAUCAGUUAUGCAGCCCUUUUAACAAAAACCAACCGAAUUUAUCGCAUAUUUGAGCAGGGCAAGAAAUCAGUGACAGCUCCCAGACUCAUUAGCCCAACAUCACAACUGGCGAUCACUUCCAGCUUAAUAUCAGUGCAGCUUCUAGGUGUCUUCAUUUGGUUUGGGGUUGACCCACCCAACAUCAUCAUAGACUAUGAUGAACACAAGACAAUGAACCCAGAGCAAGCCAGGGGAGUUCUCAAAUGUGACAUCACAGACCUUCAAAUCAUUUGCUCUUUGGGAUAUAGCAUUCUUCUCAUGGUCACAUGUACUGUGUAUGCCAUCAAAACUCGGGGUGUACCAGAGAAUUUUAAUGAAGCCAAGCCCAUUGGAUUCACUAUGUAUACCACGUGUAUUGUAUGGCUUGCCUUCAUCCCUAUAUUUUUUGGCACUGCACAGUCAGCAGAAAAGCUCUACAUACAAACUACCACACUUACAAUCUCCAUGAACCUAAGUGCGUCAGUGGCGCUGGGAAUGCUAUACAUGCCGAAAGUGUACAUCAUCAUUUUCCACCCUGAACUCAAUGUCCAGAAAAGGAAGCGAAGCUUCAAGGCCGUAGUCACAGCAGCCACGAUGUCAUCAAGGCUGUCACACAAACCCAGUGACAGGCCCAACGGUGAGGCAAAAACAGAACUCUGUGAAAACGUAGACCCAAACAACUGUAUACCACCAGUAAGAAAGAGUGUACAAAAGUCCGUAACUUGGUACACUAUCCCACCAACAGUAUAGCUUUUGACUGCUUUCCAAAAGGCCCUGCUGCAAAAAAGAAGUAUGUCAGUUAUAAUAACCUGGUUAUCUAAUCCGUUCCAUCCCAUGGAACCACGGAGGAGGAAGACCUUCAGUUACUCCGUCAUGCAAUCUGGCAUAGGACUAUUUUGGUCCUGCCUGCUUCCCAUCUCUGGAGGAGCUUCCCCAGCUGGGAGACCAAUGUUAGAGGAUCCACACAUCCUAAACAGCUGCUUUAUGAGACACCUUUACUUUAUCUUGGCUUAAGAAGUCAUUGACAUCAGCACUGCCAUCUCGGCUGCAAUUCUGAACUCCCUGAAUAAAGGGAGAGUUGAGACUCAAGUCCCACCCGGCUCUUUUGGAUAAACUGCUGAGAGCCUCAGACUGUUUUUGGGGCUGACUUGUCUUUCUAUGUAUGUACUUCCAGGCUGCAAGGUUUUGAAAUUUUCUGUACAGUUUGUGAGGACCUUUGCACUUUGCCACCCAAUGUCGUACCUCGGUUCACUGUUUGUUUUUGAAUGCCCUGUUUUCUUAGAACCUUAUCCUCUCACACGGUGGAAUCUUUGAGAAAAAUUUA